AUGUCCAAAUCAAAUGAUAUAACCACAUCAAUUCAAGAAAUUUCCGAAUCAACAAAACCAGGUUCCUUAGACAAUUCUGAUUCAGUUGAUUCAAAUGUCCGUUACGCAGCUUAUGCCAAUAGAUUAAGAACAAUUUUAUUGGCAAGUCAUAGAUAUGUUGCAUAUACUUCAGAUAUUGGUGAAUCUUUUAGACCUGCGGUUCAUCCAUUCUUUGUUCGUGCCUGUUAUGGUAUUUCAUGGACCUAUGUUUUAGGUGAUGUUUCAUAUGAAGCUUGGAAAGCAAAAUUAAGAAAAGAAGGUAGAUAUACACCAGGUCUAAAACCUUGGAAUUCUAAUAUUUCUGCGAAAGGUGAUCCUACUGCUGCCACAUUAGCUGAGUUGAAUGCAUUGCCAGAUUGGAGAUUGGUUGCUUUAGAAAGAGGAUUGUUUCAAAGUGUUGCUUCCAUGGGGUUACCAGCUUUUACAAUUCAUACUACUGUUAAAUAUGCUACCAAAUAUGCUGAGAAAAACAUUAAGAAUGCAGUAUUGAGAACUUGGGGUCCAAUUGGCCUUGGUUUAUCUAUUGUUCCUGCAUUACCUUAUCUAUUUGAUAAGCCUGUUGAGCAUGGUUUAGGUUAUGUGUUCCAGAAUUUGGAACAAUAUUUACACAAUAAAGAAAAGAAAUUAGAGUAG
Molecule: messenger RNA, 672 nt
Organism: Hansenula anomala
Lineage: Eukaryota; Fungi; Ascomycota; Saccharomycetes; Phaffomycetales; Wickerhamomycetaceae
Product: mitochondrial fission process 1 family protein
Exons: 1
Coding region: 1-672 (223 amino acids)
Biological process (GO): mitochondrial fission
Cellular component (GO): mitochondrion
Source: RefSeq, a predicted model, not a curated record